UCAAUUCCUGCAACUGCAAGAGCGGAUCCGUAACUUCGAGGGCAUGCUUGGCGGCGGCAGCGGGGAGCGUCUGUGCACGCCAAGCACUUCGGCCGGCCCAUUCCGCAUCUUUUCCGUGGCCGGAUUCCAGAACCGGGCCAAUGACAUCGUCUACUGCCCGCCGAUCGUGCGCCAGCACUCGGUGCACGUGCCGGAGGACUCCACGGCCAUAAUCUAUUUUGGUGGGGACGUGCAGGACUUCCCGGAGAGCAUGGAGACGAACCGUGACAGUCGGGGCUACAUGAAGUACAACCUCGAAAACUCGGCCAUCCUUCUGCGCGAGGCCUUUCCCCGGUCACACAUCAUCGUCAUCCGGCCCGUGCGCAUGGAGUUCAAGACAUUCAGUUGCUUUGACAAUUUUGUUCGGGGCAACAACGCUGGAGUUCCGGAUCACACGCCCAUGAACCAUGCCCUCCAGCAUCUAGAAAAACUGCUUCAGAAUCUAUCGCAGCGCCUGAUCUCCAUACCAGAGAACGAAAUUCUGGAUCAGGCCGCCCAGGCAGCGGCUGCUGCGGCGGCAGUGGCUGCUGCUGCUGCGGCCGCAGCUUUAACGCUAUCCAACGCCACGGUCACCUCGGAGUCCAACUCACAAUCGGCACCGGCCAACGACAGCAGCCAGGAGAUGGACAUUGAUAUAUUGCAGGUGCAGGAGAAUAUCACAGUGGACGCGGAUGGGGCAGUAAUAUUUCCGAUAGUUGGCAACGAAGUGCCAGAGGCAGUGAACAAUGUAUCCGGGAAUAAUGGCAACAUCGGUGGUGGCGGUAACGAUGAUAGUGUAAACAACCACCAAGAGCAAGUGAACAACCAGCAGCUCCAGCAGCAGCAGCAAACGGCGGCAGCCAUCAAGAUGACUUCUCCCACAACGGCGAUAAAUGCCACCAACAAUGUGGAGCACUACAACAACGAUUGUGGUACGAGGCAGGCUUCCGCUGCCUCUGCAACAACAGCCUCGGCAACGGGCACCUCCACAUCAACGGCAAGCAGCGAUAGCAAUCCGCUGUGGUGGCGGGAGAACCUCAAUCUGGACAAAUCCAAGCUGGUGCUGAUUGGCUUUAGCAAGGGCUGCGUCGUGCUCAAUCAAUUCAUCUACGAGUUCCACUAUCUUAAGACGCUCACGCCCGACGACAGCAGCAUGUGCCGCCUUCUCUCCCGGAUUUCAGACAUGUACUGGCUGGAUGGCGGCCAUGGGGGCCAAAAGAACACUUGGAUCACGUCCCGUAGCUUGCUGGAAACACUAACGCGGAUGGCAGGCAUGAACAUCCAUGUCCACCUGACGCCCUACCAGGUGCAGGAUGAUCGCCGACCCUGGAUUAGAAAGGAGGAGAAGUUGUUUACGGAGAUGCUACGUAGGCUGAAUGCGCCGAUCACCCGGCACUUGCACUACGACAACCAGCCAGCGAAUCUGAUGACCCACUUCGAGGUGCUGCAGGCAUUUUGCCAGCACGUCCACGCGCUCAACCAGCAGCAACAGCAAAUGCAGCAGCAGCAGGGUGUCGGCAUCAGUGAGCAGUCUUCGGCGGCGGUGGCCGCCACCAACAAUGGGAGCAACAAUCUAUUGGAAGCCGGCGAGGAGGCAAAGUGACAGCUGCAACUGCAUCCGCAUCACCACAGGCGUCGCUUGCAUGCGAUGCGCAAGGGUACCGCCGCCCUCAAGCGUCAGCAGGUGGCGCAGCUGCGCCAGCACCACCAGCAGCUGCUGGCUGCCGCCCCGGAGCUCGCGCUGGCCUCCUCAUCGCGCCUGGCUGCGGCCCUGAUCUCGUCGGCGGUGGCUCUGAGCGCCUCGUCCGCGAGCCUUGUAAAUAGUCAUCACCACAGCCAUAUGCAACAACAGCAGACGCAGCAGCCGCCACAGGCGCGCCAUCAUCACCAUCCGGCAACAUCACACAGGCAUCACCACCACCAACACCACUCACAUCACCACUCGCACCACCAUCAUCAUCAUCAUCAGUGUCGCUCGAAACGCAAACUGCAGAAAUUGUAUUAUACGCUUUGCCGUUAGAUCUGUAGCCUAACUAUAUCUAUGUGUACUUGUACGAGAGAAAGUUUCUUAGAACCACCAGCAGCAUCAGCACUUAGCUUAAGUGGAGUCACACCUACCACGUCCUAUAUAUAUUAUAUGUAUGUCCAGUCCCUUCGUCCCUUCAUUUUUUGUACAUGUAUUUAUUUAUUCCCCUUUUUGUUCGUAUUUUGUAUCUUUGAUCAUCGCAUUUUUGUAAUUCGUCCCAAACUGAAAGCAAAAUCUCAUCAGUGCAAUAAUAUACAUAAUCCGAAUAUAUAUAUAUCUAUAUAUUUAUAUAUAUGCGUAUUUAUAUAUAUGCUGAUUUUACAGACCUCUCUUAUUUUAUACAAACACUCCAUGCUAUUUAUUUGUAAUUGAUGAAAAGAUUUGUGAUUUGCGCACAUGAUAUAAAGUAAACAUCGUAGAGCAAGCACUGUAAUCGUAGCGUGUCUCAAGCAAUUUAUGUUUUAAGUACCCCAAUGAAUUUAUACAUCAUCCGCACAGACGCAUUAAUCUAACCAGCCUAAAAUCUAAAUCACACACACCCACAAAGCCCUCUGAUUAAGUAUUACUUAGCGUACGUAAGCUAACUUUAAGUUGCAACUGGCAAAAAGCAAGCCACAACAACAAAUGUACUUUACUUAGGUUGAUCCCCAGUUUCCAUCGCAAACUGGGGGCAAAGUAUCAAAUUUGUGAGACGAGAGCGUCGAUAGCAAUAUAGCAAUCAGCUCGUCCAGGCAUAGACGACGUAGUUUUCUCUGAUUGUGCUGGGCAAGUCAAAGAAGAAGUACUCAAUGCAAAUGCAAGUGAAUAAAGUGAAUUUUGCCAAUUCAGAUCCGAGAAGUAAUUGUAAAUGCGAUGGCGCGCGUUCCUUAAACUAAUUAUGUAUAUCGAUGUGGAGAUCAUUACCGCUUCCGCUUAUCAUCCAAAACAAGACAAGAAAGCCAGCCAAGAAAGCAAACCAAGAGAAAAUCCAGUGAGACGUACUGUGCAUAUAAGGGAAAAAUUAAUUACACACAAAAUUUCGUACCUUGUAGAAUUUGCAGUUCAAAAUUGCUUUAGAGUUUGUCGAUGUACAUUUUACGGAUUAAACUGCACAAAACAUUUUUAGGCAAGAAGAACCAUAUUAACUAAAAUUACAGACGGUCGUAGAUGUAAAUUGAACAUUAUAAAUGAAAACGCUGCGAAUUCGAAACCAAAAAUCGCGCAGAGAAAGUCGAGCAAAAAAAAGAAAACAAAACAAAAAAGGAAUUCCCAAUGUAAAUUCUACUGAUUUUUGUGAGUCUGGUAAUAAAAUGAAUAAGCAUAUAUGGAUAAAAUGGCAGCUUCUUUUUUUCACAUGUCCACAAAGAUCUAAUCUUGCAGCUGCUCCUCUGGCACCAAAUUAAACAUAGUUUUAAA
This is a messenger RNA of Drosophila melanogaster (fruit fly), 3439 nucleotides long. RefSeq lists its product as uncharacterized. Bases 44 to 1621 code for a protein of 525 amino acids. NCBI's taxonomy places the organism in Eukaryota, Metazoa, Arthropoda, Insecta, Diptera, Drosophilidae. The record is from RefSeq and is marked reviewed. The transcript is spliced from 5 exons.